AUGCGUUGGGAGGAUCAGUUCGCCAUUUGGAGUCGGAAAGCAUGUGUACUCGUUGAAACGUGCCUGAAGCUGUUUAAUGAGAUACCUACACGUCCUGUGUUCGUGGAUGUGUCAGGCUAUCAGUGGAACAAUUCUGUUGCUUCAAACGAGAUCUCCGUGCAUCGGUGUUGGGCAAGGUGUCCACGAACGAGAAGGGUGAAGAGGUCGGACAGCCGCGGCACCACGGGCACCCCCGAGGAGAAGAGACCGAGGACGGCGUUCAGCGGGGAGCAGCUAGCGAGGCUGAAGAGGGAGUUCGCGGAGAACCGAUACCUCACCGAGAAAAGGAGGCAACAGCUCUCGAGGGACCUAGGAUUGAACGAGGCGCAGAUCAAGAUCUGGUUCCAGAACAAGAGGGCGAAGAUCAAGAAGGCCAGCGGCCAGAAGAAUCCCCUGCAGCUACAGCUGAUGGCCGAGGGCCUCUACAAUCAUUCGACGGUACCCCUGACCAAGGAGGAAGAGAAGCAGGCCGCCGAACUUCAAGCGAAAUGAUGACGAUAAGAUCGGCCCUUCGGCUUAGAUCCGUCAACGAUCCGUGAGACCACGAACGUGGAACGAACGCCGUUUCGAGUCUCCCAUCGGUAGGGAAAAGGAGGAACGAAGUGUCUCGAUAGUCGACCAAGGACGUUCUCCUUGGGAUGACAUUCCGCUCGAUGGUCGCGACGAGGAUACUAACAAUGUCCUGUAAGUGUGCGAAUAUACAGCGUUCCUCCUUUACAUUCCACGAAAAGUCACGGCGAUACACAAUCCAAAGAUCAAACGUUUUUCGUCAUUUCGAAGCAAGUUUCGACGAGUCAUCGUGUUUACUUUUCGUACGGUAGACUGGGGUAUUUAUUUCGUUAAGGAUACUAGUGCCACUGACUACGGUCGGAUCCGGGGGUCAUUCUGGUAUUUUCGAUCGAAAUUUAUGGUUUCUUUGUCAGUUUCUCUUUUAAUACAAGCAGGAUCUGAAUGAAAAUAAAAAUUAGUAGACAAGUACUCCUUUUUACUUAGAUUACCGAGAUACAGCCAGUCUCGUAAAUAUUCGUACUGUCUGUGAUUAUUAAAAAAGUCUGUCUAAAUUAAAUGAUAGGUUCGAUCUUUUCAAAUAAAUGUUUCGUUAUAAAUACAGUGGGUGUAGAAUGUAUUCAUACACCGAUCAAUUUCCCAAAAAACUUUCGUAUGAAAUUGUAGUUUCUUAACUUCUUUUUUUAUAAUCAAUGAUAUUUUACAUAUUCUCGGAAAUCUCUCGGAAAUAGUCCAAACAACAUUUACUAGUUAAUAUAAUUUGUGAAAUUAACAAAAUAAUGCGAAAAGUGGGUAAAAGUAUAGAAGUAAUAAGUAUUUCUACGAUUCUUAUGACGAACCAUUUACAGUAGAAUUUGUAAAAACACAUUAGUUUAUUACUCCGUACGAAUUAGAAAACAUUAAAUUUCCAGUAAAGUAUUGUACUUUUAAAAAAUGGCUCUAAUAGAGAAAUUGAAGAAGAUCCCACUUGGAAUAACUAAUAAUUUAGUUAAUUUAAUCCUUAGAAAAGUUACAAUAAUUAUGAAAUCAAAAGGAAAUCCCACGAAGGAAGUAUUAUAUACUUAUAAAUUAAUGUAAAUUUCGUUUUUUUUUUAAUCAAGUUUUAAAAAUUAAACAGUUGUGUGAAUAAUUAUUGCUUCAAUUUUUCUAUCGAUUAAUUGUUUUUUUCUUGUUAAUUUCGCACCUUACAUAAAUAGCUAUUUUUUGUUGUACUCUAUCUAUUCUAGAGAUUUCCAAGAAUAUAUAGAAUGUCAUUGUUUAUCAAAAAUAAGUUAAUAAAUUACAAUUUUACAUAGAUUUUUUAGAUAUUGAUCAGUGUACGAAUACCUUCUACACCCACUGUAUGUACAUGAAUAAACUUUACACUCAUAUAUAUAUAUGUAUAUAAUGAAAAAUUUAUUUGGAAACAUCGAAACUAUCAGACAAAUUCCUUCAAUAAACGCAGAGGCUACGAAUAUUUAUGGACUGACUGUAUAUUUCGCUGUUUUAGUUGCUCCUUAUUAAAUUUUUGAUCUGAAAUUGCCAGACUGCGUCCUUAAAGUCACUCGACCGCCAAGGCCACUCCCCCAUCGUGACUUUGCGCACGCAGUACCGAGAGGUGGGGAACCAAAUGGUGUAGUGGGGAUGACUUCUACGUGGCCUUGAGCGGCGAAUCGACGUUGUCGCGAUCGUGGACGAACCUCGAACGAAUUCCGACGAUAUUCGUUGUUGUUAGAGCUUCCUGUUCGAUAAUCGAGCCCGACCUGACUCGCGCGCGUCGACGAAUAGCAAGUGGAAAACUCGUGAGUUACCGGAGUCAAGAUUCGCGGCGAAUGAUAGACAUCAUCGUUAUUCCUCAAAAGACUUAGCACGCACGUUCCUAGCAAUUCAUAAUUCGAUAUUUAAACGAAGACGAGGGGAGGGGAAGAGGGAGGGAGGAGGGGGAGGAAGAAGAAAGAACAAUUUCGACGAGCGUAUCGGAACGGGUUGUACAGUGCCAUUUGUACAGUUAUCUCGAUGGACGUCAGGUCGAAAACAGUCAUCGUCAUUCUCUGAACGAACCAGUAUUUAGAGCAGAGAUGAGAGAGUUUUACGAAGAACGUGUGAGGGAGAGGAUGUGAAGCUAGUUUUAUUCCGUUAAUUUAUUGUAAAAAUGUAAGAUAUCGUACAAUUGCGAUGUGCAAUAGAAUUUAUAUAUAUAUAUAUAUAAAGAUAUAUGGAGAGAAGUAAAUAGAAAAGACGUACCUGUGUAUAGGUACGCACGAAAUUGAUAAAACCGUCGUGUAAAUAAAGCGCAACUUAGCGAGAACGUCGUCUCGAUAGACUGUUUAAAAGUAAUUCAGUUAUUUAUUUACCUAUGCUAUGCGGAACGCUCGAUACGAUAUCGAGUACUUAUACCUUGUAAGGAUUAUUUAAAAAAAAAAAAACGAAUUAAAUAUUCCCACUAUCGCGAGCCACGUAUCACGACUUGUUUUAUAUUCGAACCGAUCCUACCCGUUCCUUUGGUCCGCACGAUUCGUUCCCAAACGCACCGACGACGACACCGUCGACAGAUAGAAACCCGAUUAAAUAAUUACGCCGACACUGGGGAACCGAAUCAUCCGGGUAAUUAACGUCCUGUUCGCUGGCGGCGAACACGAUACCAUUUUUCCCUUUUCGGGGACAUCCGUGUAUUUCGAUGUUCGAACCUGGCCAUAUCUUCCCACCAGAGUUUGUAAUUUUAGAUUACCGUUGUACAGUAUUUGUGCCCUUCGAUGUUGUUCUAUAGAAACAUUAUUUUAUGAUAUUAAUUCUAGGAAGGCUAAUCCUGUUUAAAAUUUAUCUCGUAUUCUCCCUUAUUCGCAUCGAAAACAAGCUUACCCCCAGAGUUGCAUCCGUUCAGCUCCAUUCCUCCGUACCCCACUUUGAAAUGAGAAAACGAAAUCGAGUCGCCGACGCGCCUGGUGAAAGCUAGAGGCAAUUAACGCGGCCAACGAAAUCAAUCGAGCCAGAUGUUUAUCGAAACGCAUCGACGACGCGUAACAGGCGCGUGGAAGGCAAGAGAGAAAGACGACCAGGAGACGAUCGGUGUCGGGAUAAAAGGUUCGGGGCGGGUCGAUUCGCAUUCAGCAUUUGGCGCAUGCUUCCACCCCCGACACCGUAUUUCAGGCUCGUGCAAACCCCAUGAAAAGCCCCUCCCGCAGCCGUGAUAUCGAUUGAUUUACAGUCGAAAGGUGGCCAUCGUUGAUAUCAAACGAGCCACGCCUACGUUAUACAGUAAACGCGGUGCGUGUGCUGCGCGGUAAGUGGUGACCGUUAACGCGAUUCCUGCAUGGAUCUGGUUCGUUGAACAAUCGACCUUUUUUAAUAUUUACAUUUUUCGACGCGUUAAGAUCUUGAAAUUAAGUCCUUAACGUUUUGGAGCCGAUAUUUGAGGGCUCGGAAAAGUUCUACCCUGUCCAAGUGCACCACACAGAGGUCAGAGAACUUUGUAACUUGAAACCUUAGGAAAAUUGUUUAAAGAAACAUUGUAUAAAAUGAUAAAUGAAAGAAAAGUAUGUAAUUCCUUGGAGAAGA
Hylaeus volcanicus is the source of this 4080-nucleotide messenger RNA. RefSeq names its product homeobox protein E60. Bases 1 to 531 code for a protein of 176 amino acids. Gene Ontology annotation, cellular component: nucleus. Lineage: Eukaryota; Metazoa; Arthropoda; Insecta; Hymenoptera; Colletidae. Gene Ontology annotation, molecular function: RNA polymerase II cis-regulatory region sequence-specific DNA binding; DNA-binding transcription factor activity, RNA polymerase II-specific. The transcript has 3 exons. Gene Ontology annotation, biological process: regulation of transcription by RNA polymerase II; neuron differentiation; multicellular organism development. The record is from RefSeq and is a predicted model, not a curated record.